Molecule: messenger RNA, 4128 nt
Organism: Aaosphaeria arxii CBS 175.79
Lineage: Eukaryota; Fungi; Ascomycota; Dothideomycetes; Pleosporales
Exons: 11
Coding region: 1-4128 (1375 amino acids)
Biological process (GO): transmembrane transport
Cellular component (GO): membrane
Molecular function (GO): ATP hydrolysis activity; ATP binding; ABC-type transporter activity
Source: RefSeq, a predicted model, not a curated record
AUGGGUACGCCAGAGCAUCAUCACCUCCCCUUGGAGGAUUGGCUUCACCAAAGAAAGCAGCAACACGGAACCACCUUUGGUGUCGCGUUCAAAAACCUCCAUGUCUACGGCUUCACCACUUCGAACCAAUACCAAUCUACUAUCAGUUCCUGUCUUCUCAAGAUCCCAAGAAUCAUUCUUAGUAUCUUCUCGAACAGAUACCAGAAAGAGACCGCAAUUUUGCGAGCUUGCGGUGGAUUAGUGGAGCCGGGAGAGAUGCUAUUGGUAUUGGGAAGACCCGGCAGCGGAUGCUCCACGUUUCUGAAGACGUUAGCGGGAGAUAUGUCAGGCAUUCACUUGCGCAAUAGUUCAUCUGUAAACUAUGAAGGAACAUCGUACGAUUCAAUGCACAGUUGUCUCCGAGGCAGAUGCAUGUACACUACUGAACUUGACAUUCAUUUUCCCGAGUUGACCACCGCUCAGACCCUGGCCUUCGCCGCGAAGAUGAGACCCAAUGGCUCGCAACCAUCACACAGCCCACAGAGUACAAGUCAAAUAAUUUCCAGCUUCUUUAACCUCGAGAGCGCUUUCGAUACCAGGAUUGGAAGUCCCACGAUAAGAGGGAUCAGUGGUGGAGAGAUGAAGCGGGCCAGUAUCGCGGAAGCUUUCCUCGCCGAUAGCCAGUUGCAAUGUUGGGACAACAGCACGCGGGGAUUGGACAGUUCUACAGCUCUAAGCUUCGUCAUGCUACUUCGUGCUACUACGAAAUGCUUGAAAACUGCUGUGCUUACAAGUAUAUACCAAGCCUCGGAGCAGAUGUAUCAGGCCUUCGACAAAGUCACCUUGCUGUAUGAGGGUCAUCAAAUCUAUUUCGGCCCUGUGAGCUCAGCUGCAAAUUACUUUGUUGUCAUGGGGUUUGAAAGGCCUUCCUGUGCAACGACAGCCGACUUCCUAACAUCGAUCACCAACCCAUCCGAACGUACACCUCGAGUGGGGUGGGAGAAUAAGGUACCGAGAACAGCUACUGAGUUUGCUCAACAUUGGUUGCAGAGCGCAGAAUACCAGUCUCUCUCUAGGAGUAUCGACGUUUUCAAUGCCAGGAAUCCGCCGGACGGUCCCCAAUCACGACAUCUCGAUUCACGGUCCAUUUCGCAACUCGUACAGAUCCAAUCUCGCAUCGCUCGAGGGCUUUUGAGAUUGAGGAACAAUUUUACACCUGUUGUUGCGGGAGUUGUUGCCAAUACAAUUAUUGCUAUUGUCACGGGUAGUGUGUUCUACAAUCUUCCAUCCACGACGGCUAGUUUUCAACAGAGGUCCAUUCUACUAUUCUUUGCUGUCCUAGUGAAUGGAUGCACUCCUACAUUUGAGGUACUCACAAUGUGGGCACAGAGACCGAUCGUCGAGAAACACCAACGAUAUGCCAUGUACCAUCCCCUCAUCGAUUGCUGCGCCUCUAUCAUAUGCGACCUUCCAAACAAAUUAGUAACAACCGUCAUGUUUAAUAUUCCCCUGUAUUUCAUGACGAACCUACGCAGAUCCGUGUCAGCUUGGUUUACAUAUAUUCUUUUCAUAUUCAUCGUCAUUUUGACGAUGUCUAUGUUCUUUCGCAUGGUUGGAUCAUUGUCGAAGACAAUCGAGCAAACCAUGGCACCUGUGGCCACACUGAUGCUCAUGUUCACCUUGUACAAUGGAUUCGUGCUUCCUGUUGACUAUAUGCAUCCUUGGCUAGCGUGGUUCAGAUGGAUCAAUCCGUUUGCGUAUGCAUACGAAGGCUUGAUGAUAAACGAGUUUUCUGGUACAUUUCCUUGUGCAUCUACAAUUCCGGCUGGACCAGGGUACGACCAUCAAGUAGGCAUGGAGGAAAAAGUAUGCAACGCCGUUGGAGCCAUCCCUGGGGAGAAGCUCCUAGAUGGAAAAGCCUUCAUUGCCGCCAAGUACGGUUUUCUUCCAAGCCACUUAUGGAGGAACCUUGGCAUACUUCUGGCAUUUUUCACCAUAUUCGGUGCCAUCCAUUUGCUUGCAGCAGAGUACAUCCCAGCUUCGCGUUCUAAAGGCGAGGUUUUGCUGUUCAAAGGGAAACAAGGAAGAAAAGAAAAGUGCCCACCGAACGAUAUAGAGACAACCUCUCCCAGUGAUGCUUUACGACAGCAGAUCGAUACACUACAUUACCAAAAUGAUAGAAUCGAGUAUUCGAGGGAAGUCCAAAAGCAAACAUCCACAUUGUAUUGGAAGAAUGUCAACUAUGAUGUAACGUCCGGAAAGAACAAGCGACGGAUUCUAAAUGAAGUCAAUGGCUGGGUGAAACCUGGAACACUGGCUGCUCUGAUGGGUCCAACGGGAGCUGGCAAAACGACACUUUUGGAUGUUCUUGCGAAUCGUACCUCAAUUGGUGUAGUGACUGGCGAUAUAUGCAUAGGGCAGCAUGCUCAAGAUGCUACAUCCAAGAGACGAACGGGAUAUGUACAGCAACAAGAUAUACAUCAUCCACAAUCGACCGUUCGAGAAGCAUUAGAAUUUAGUGCUCUUUUGCGUCAACCAAAUGAACGGAGUACAGACGAGAAGCUGGGGUAUGUGAACACGGUCCUCAAAAUGUUGGAGAUGGAAUCCUAUGCUGACGCCAUCGUCGGCAUUCCUGGUGAAGGACUUAAUAUCGAGCAACGUAAGAGAUUAACGAUAGCUGUUGAAUUGGCUGCUCGACCACCCUUACUGUUGUUUCUUGACGAGCCAACAUCCGGGCUUGACAGUCAGACCGCAUGGUCUAUUUGCAUGCUGUUAAAGAAACUUGCGCGUAAUGGCCAGGCCAUCCUCUGCACGAUACACCAACCUUCUGCCCAAAUUUUCCAACUCUUUGAUCGCCUCCUUCUACUGGAUGAAAAAGGGCAUACAGCCUACUUUGGUGAUAUUGGAACAAACUCAUCAACACUUACGCAUUACUUCGAGAGAAACGGUGCAACUCCGUGCAGUGCUGAAAGCAAUGCAGCUGAGUGGGUGGUGGAUAACUUAACGAGCCACAGGAGACAAGAUACAUUGGAUAGGCCUGAGCAAAGCAGCUGGGUAGAUGUAUGGAACAGGAGCACGGAAAAGAGUAUCAUCCUUCGUAUCAUCGAAAGAUUCGAACUUCAAAAGGCAGCAGAAGCAUAUAACCUCCCCCGAUUGGAAGACAAGAGCGAUGCACCUUUGCGUCAACAAAUGCUUGUUGUACUCCAUCGCACCUUUGCAGAGUAUUGGCGAGAUCCAACGUAUCUAUACUCUAAACUUGCGCUAUCAACUGCAGUUGCAAUAUUCAGCAGUCUUUCGUUCUAUAUGACGCCACUCAAUCUACAGGGUCUCAUCUCCAUCACCUUCUCUGUGUUUCUUCUUACACAACUUUUCAGUACCAUCGACCAGCAGAUAAUUCCUCGUUUAGUCACCAACCGCGAUCUUUUUGAAGCGCGAGAAAACCGAUCAGAGACAUUCUCUUGGGUCGUUUUCGUUGCCGCAAAUAUCAUUGUGGAACUUGUGUGGCAGACACUGACAGCCGUGUUGGUGUUUGUAACCUGGUACUAUCCUCUUGGUCUGUGGAGGAAUGGGAACGCCCUAAUGCCGGCUAGCGAAAGAGGCGGUUUGGCUUUUGCGAUGAUAUGGAUGUUCUUUCUCUUUAUCUCAACACUCUCUCAAGCCGUUGGAAUUGCGAUCCAACAUGCCGAAACAGCCGUACAAGUAGCGACGCUAUUAUUCUAUCUUUCAUUGGUCUUCUGCGGCGUUAUCGUCAAUCCGGCGGAUCUACCAAGGUUCUGGCUGUUUAUGUACCGGAUAUCCCCGCUUACAUAUUUUAUUGCUGGCGUCGUUACUGCCGGUCUAGCGUACACACAGAUCAAAUGUUCUUCUAUAGAACUACUGAAGAUCGAAUUACCUACAGGUAGAAUGUGUGGUGAAUACAUGGAUUCAUACAUGCAGCUGGCGUGUGGGUUUGUGGAAGACACGCAGACGACGGAAUCUUGCAAUUAUUGUCCCGUCGGCGAUAGUGAUGCUUUUCUGCGGUCGAUGGGCAUUCGAGUCGAGCACAAGUGGCGGAACUUUUGGAUUUUGGCUUGCUAUGUGGUAUUCAAUGUAGUUCUGGCGUUUGGACUUUACUGGAUGGCGAGAGCACCAAGGCGCAAAAGAACAUAG